UUCUCCUUCCCUCCUUCCCUCCCUCCCUCCCUCCCUCCGCGGCUGCAUCCCUCCUUCCUGUCGGCGCUGCGCACUGCUGCCCGCCGGAGCUGGGCCGCCGGGAACGCGCACAGCCCCCGCACCCCGCGGAAUGCGGCCGCCACAGGGCACGGCGAGGCGGCGGCGGGACUUUGAACUCAGAAGCGCAGGAAAAGCUCUUUUGGAGCCAGAUGGUGACCCGGGCCACUUGCUGCAAAGAUGUCCAGUCCAGAUUUGAACAUGGUGGUCUCAAAUAGUGUGAAGGUACCUCAUGUGACUGUCCAGUUCAGCAUUCAGUUCUCCCAAACUGAAGACUAAGGACUGAGCCUGUCACAGGCUCCUGCAGUUGGGCUCCUGCCAACAGUACAAAUAACUGACCAGCUUGUUGGAAGAUGAUGUUUAUUCCUGCUUAAAGCUGCUGUUCUGAAAAUAAACAGUAGAAGAAUGUGGAAGAAUUCAAGCCUCCGCUGCCUUUUAGCACUAGCUAUUUUAUGCCUAAGAAGCUUAGUAUAUAGCCAAGAGAUAGGUUCUCUGGGGCACCCCCAGAAUUUGAAAUGUGUAACGCACAAUUUACACGAAAUGAUCUGUACUUGGGAUGUGUCUCCUAGAAGAAAACAUGGACAAACUGACUUUUGCUAUGCUGCCAAUGACCUCCCCACUCCGGUGUGUUUUAAAACUAAGGAGAAAAGGGUUGAGAUUCCAGUCCCACACAGCUCCAGCACAGUGACAAUAACUACAAACAGCAUCUCUGGAACUGCUUUGGCUACCAAAGAAUUUAAAAUUCACAAGAAAGAUAUCUUGUUUAUUCCUGUUGCUCCACGCAUUCUUAGUUUAACGCCUGAUUUUUCAACUUCCACAUUAAAUCUGAAGUGGAGUGAUAAUGGAUCGGUCUUCCCAGAUGGACUGGAUGCUGUUUGGCAGAUUCAGAUACUCCGAAAAGAAACAAUGGAAAAAGUCACACAAGUUACUUACCACUCAAAACUGACUCACGAAGACAUCAUUCUUUCUUGGAACUGGACAUCAGAUAUGCCUUUGGAGUGCACAUCGCACUAUGUGAAGAUUCGCUGUUAUAUUAAUGUAACACAGUUUGUUGGCCUCAAGGAGUGGAGCGACUGGAGCCCAGUAAAAGUGAUCCUUGGAAAAGAUACCGAUCCCAGUGAGAAUGGAGUGUUUCCUCUGGAUACUGUGGUGGCAGUAGGUUCAGAUGUGACAUUUUGUUGUAUCCAUGAAGAAGGUCAGAACAUAACAAAUAUGAGUUAUGGAUCAAAGCCCUACCCAAUGAUACAGCUGAGCAGUCGGAGCCAUGCAAUCAGAGUACUAAAUGCCAGUGCCUCGGAUUCCAGUGGAACAAACGUUGUGUGCAGACUCAACAAUGGAAUGAUGGAGGGAACUGUCCUGUUUGUAGGAUAUGCUCCUGAUAUUCCCCAAAACCUGAGCUGUGAAACACCCAAUUUCCAGAUAAUAAAAUGCACCUGGAAACCAGGCAGACCCAGUGGACUGUAUGGAAAACGAAGAACAAAGUACAGUUUAUUUGAAAGGACAUCUGGUAAAAAUGUUUCAUGCGAAGUCAAUGAAAUGAACAGACAGCAUGUCUGUGGCUUUCCAGUACUGCCUGAUCAAAAAACCUAUGAUUUCAUAUUAGGUGUCUCCAAUCCUAUUGGGCAAGCAGAGUCAUCUCUUUUGGUUGAUAUAACUCAAAGAGUUCAUCCAAAAACCCCAGAGAAGUUGACUGUUUCUGAAAACAACUCUACAAGCAUUCAUCUGCGUUGGUUUAUAAAUGGCAGCUUUGCUGAGAUCAGGCUUCUGUGUCAAAUUGAAAUUAGCAGUGGUCACUCUGAGCAAAAACUACACAAUAUCUCCAUGCCUGGUGGGAAAUCCUCAGCUUACACAGCUCAUCUGAAUGCAUUGCACCCAUAUACCAAAUACCAGUUCAGGGUGCGCUGUUCAGCUGCUGACCAUUUCUGGAGGUGGAGUGACUGGAGCCGGGUAGAGGAGUACACAACAUCAGAAGCCCCUCCUGCAAGAGGACCAGACAUCUGGAGAGAGAGAAGUUCUUCUGGAGAAAGUCUAAAAAUCUUCUGGAAGCCCUUACCCCUUUCUGAAGCCAAUGGGAGAAUAGUGUCUCACGAAGUGUCCUGCUACCUGCUAGAGACACCACUGGAGCAUAAAGUAGUCACUGAACCCACAAACAGCACAGAGAUAAAACUUGGAAAAAAUGACUGUGUAAUUAGUGUUGUAGCCAAAAACCAAGCAGGCUCGUCUCCUCCUUCAAGGAUAACAAGCAUGGAACUUCCAAGUGACAAUAUCAUAACAGGACAGGCAAUGGCAAUGGGGAAUGGAAUUAAUGUUUCUUGGGAUUCUUACCCCAACAUGACCUGUGGCUACGUAGUAAAAUGGUGUCGUUCAUCUGGGUCUGAACUCUGUAAUGUGGACUGGCAGAAAUUUCCUUCAAACACAACAAAUGCAGUGAUAAAAUCUGCUCUGUUUAAACCUGGCGUGAGAUACAACUUUUCAGUGUAUGGCUGCAAAUCCACUGGAUAUCAGUUGUUGAAAAACAUAACUGGCUAUAUGAAAGAGCUGCCUCCAAAAAGUGCACCAAAUUUUACUGUCGAAGAAACUUCUUCAGAUUCUAUAUUGGUAAGAUGGGAAGAUAUUCCUAUUGAAGAAUGCCGAGGGUUUUUAAAAGGAUAUCUUCUUUCCUUUGCAAAAGGUGAAAAAGAUGCUUUAAAGCCUAGACUUUCAGAAUCAGGGAAUCCAGAACUUAAAGUUAACAACAUCACUAACUUAACACAGAAGUCUAUGAAAAUACUUGAUCUUCAAGGGAAAACAAGUUACCAGCUGGAGCUACAAGCCUACACUGCUGGUGGGUUGAGCCCUCCAAACAGCCUCUAUGUGGUGACAAAGGAGGACUCUGUAGGAUUAAUCAUUGCAAUUCUCAUCCCCGUGGCAGUGGUGGUGCUGCUUGGAGUGGUGGCCAGCAUAUUCUGCUACCGAAAGAGGGAAUGGAUUAAAGAAACAUUUUAUCCAGAGAUCCCGAAUCCUGAGAACAGUAAGGCACUGCAGUUUCAGAGGAACAUCUGCGAGGGGAAUAAGACACUUAAAACACUGGAAAUGAACCCAUGCACCCCCAAUAGUGUUGAAGUGGUGGAAACACAGUCUGCAGCUCCCAAGAUUGAAGACACGGAGAUGAUGUCCCCAGCAGCAGACACCACCGUGCCUGAAGAUGGCUCUGACUCAGAAAUGGAGAACCAUGUUGUUGUGUCCUACUGCCCCCCUAUCAUUGAGGAGGAGAUCUCAAAUCCCCCUACUGAUGAACCUGGGGGGUCAUCUCAGGUGGUUUACAUUGACAUCCAAUCCAUGUAUCAGCCUCAAAUUAAAUCAGAGGAGGAGCCAGAAAUAGACGUAGUGACUACAGCAGGCUAUAAGCCACAAAUGCAGCUGUCCGUCAAUGCUAUGAAUACAGAGAGUCGCUCACCUGUGGAGGAAGAAUUGGAUAAAACUGCAGGUUACAGACCUCAAGCAAACACAAAUGCCUGGAACAUGGACACUCCGGACUCUCCUGGAUCAGUUGAAAGCAACAAUGAAAAUGCAUCCUUUGGGAGCCCAUGCUCCAUUAAUUCCCGACAGUUUCUUCUUCCCCCAAAGGAUGAUGAAGACUCUCCUAAACCCAUUAACAUAGGGUGGUCCUUCACACAUUUUUUUCAGAACAAACCAAAUGAUUAACAGUGAGUCCUUGUUGCUCCUGAACCAGCCUUCUAAAUAAGCUUUUAUUCCCAAUGUUGUAAAGAAAGCAAGAAGAAAAGUGCAAAAAGCAUGAAUUAUUCUUGGAGACAGUCAGCAGAAGUUCUAGUGAGCUGAACGUUACCAUGUUUGAGUUAGUGAAAGUGUUAAUAUUCCAUUGUAAUAGAGGCCGAAAGGCAAAAAUUAUAGCAAUUUAAUUAUUACUCUAGUAAAAUAUAUUGGAUAUACGGGGUACUGAGUUUAGAGCCCCUAUAAUCAUAGUCAAAGAACUCUGCCUGCCUUCACAUAGUGCUCCAAGAUUAACAUAGUCUCAUGCAACUUAUAACUUGGAAAGAUUGCUUUGCUUUGUUGUAGUUGUUCUCAACCAUGCAGACUCAAAUGAUGCAGCCCCAACAGGUUUCCUUACUGAAGGUUUCAUUUAUCACAAAUGUCAGCCUAAUACACGGAAACAAUGUAGUUGGAAACCGUUGAGAUCUUUUACCUAGUUAUAAACUAAGAGCAAAUGAGAGUCCUAUUUUUUCCUUCUCUUAUAUGGAGAGUUAUUGUCACUGUUUAACACUUCUGAAGCAAUGGCCAUUCAAACCUGUUGCUUUUUAACUAGACACUAGUUUCUGUACCUACUGUACAAUGUUUAUUCAAUGUUUGACUCAGGGGUACAAACUUGGGGGGGAAAAAGUGUAACACUGAUUGAAACCUCAAUAAGAACUGCAUAAAGUUUAAAA
This is a messenger RNA of Pipra filicauda (Wire-tailed manakin), 4481 nucleotides long. It is a transcript of the gene LIFR, whose product is annotated as LIF receptor subunit alpha. The record is from RefSeq and is a predicted model, not a curated record. Bases 463 to 3741 code for a protein of 1092 amino acids. Gene Ontology annotation, cellular component: membrane; external side of plasma membrane. The transcript is spliced from 22 exons. NCBI's taxonomy places the organism in Eukaryota, Metazoa, Chordata, Aves, Passeriformes, Pipridae. Gene Ontology annotation, biological process: cytokine-mediated signaling pathway. Gene Ontology annotation, molecular function: protein binding; cytokine receptor activity.